Messenger RNA from Bradysia coprophila, 833 nucleotides. RefSeq lists its product as uncharacterized. NCBI's taxonomy places the organism in Eukaryota, Metazoa, Arthropoda, Insecta, Diptera, Sciaridae. The record is from RefSeq and is a predicted model, not a curated record.
UCGUACAGCUGUUUACUAACAAAAACCAAAUUAAAAGACAAAUUUUUACCUAAUUAAAAAAAUUGAACCUAGCUGAAUACAAGCGACUUAUAUUUUGUGAAAGGAAGAUAAACAUAUUCGCAUUGUGUAACAAUGAGCUGGUGCCCGGACAGCGAUCGAUCAGAUGACCUUAGGACCUCGUGGGACAUGUAUGAAGAGUCAGAUAAUAAUUAUGGCCUCAACAAGUUGAAGAUUCGACCAGGAAAAACUCCAUUAGAUGCAGCCGAAUAUGAUGAUGAAGUCGAAGACAUGCCACCUGACGCUAUGGCCGAAUUAAGACUUGAAGCUUAUCGCAGGAAGCUUGGAUUUCCAAAGAAAACUGAGAAAAGCCGAUGGCCCGAUGAUGCAACAGUGGAUGAUUCAUCUGUGGAUUUAGAAAUAUGUAAAAUUAUACGAAACACUGGCUCGGACCGUGAACCACGGAAAAAUCCGCUGAACUCAAAAACAACCAGCAAAACUGCAAUUCCAUUGGACAAGUUUCCAGUUGCCGGUGUUAAGGAUUUAUACUUAACUCCUGAUCAUUUCAAGUUCGGAAAUGUAUAUUUUCAUUCGAAAUCGGAACCGAAAAAGGAAGAAGUGCAUGUGCAGCUAGUCAAGGAAAAUGAUGAUUAUGACAGAACAAAUACAGCCGAGCGUAAAACGUUUAGAGAGCCAAGACGUGGUGUGUCAGGAGAGCAAUAUGUUUCGCCGAGACAAUCAUAUUUGAUGAAAGCGCGUCACAAUCGGUAGAGCACUACAUGCAUCCACUCAUUCGAUCACACUGCGUUUACGUGAUUAUACGGUUUUAGUACUAC